AUGGAGGAGGAGGGUGAGAAGAAUAGCGCCGAUCUCAAUCCCUAUUGCUCUCUCUGGCAACCGCCUCCCUUUGUGAUCCCAAAUACUGCCUUCUUGAGUGCAUUUCUGCCUGAAGGAAUUUUGCUAGACGAUGGGGAUUUUGUUGCAGAGUCGAUGAAGGUGAUCAAAAGUGAGGAUGAUUACUGCGGAGAGAGCAGGCCGGCGAGAAAUACCUCGUCGAAUUCCUGUAAUGGCAGUGCCCCUGCAGCUUCGGCAAAUGCGAUUGUCAAAGGCCAAUGGACAGCUGAGGAAGAUUGCAUGUUAGUUAGAUUGGUGAAGCAACACGGCGUGAGGAAAUGGUCUCAGAUUGCUAAGAACUUGGCUGGAAGGAUCGGGAAGCAGUGCAGAGAAAGAUGGCACAAUCAUCUACGACCGGACAUCAAGAAGGAUACGUGGACAGAGGAGGAGGAGAGGCAAAUGGUGCAAGCGCACGUGAGGUACGGCAACCGAUGGGCCGAGAUCGCGAAGCACAUCCCUGGCCGCUCAGAGAACUCCAUCAAAAACCACUGGAACGCCACGAAGCGCCGGCUCAACGCCAAGCGAAGGAGAAAAGGGUCAAAAGCUUCUGCCGCCAAGGCCGCCGCGGCCUGCAGCGGCGUCCUUCAAGACUACAUCCGCACCAAAUUACUCGAUCACUCGCAAGCAGCCGGCACGGUCGUGAUGCAUGGCUCCGCGAAAGGCGAUAUGGAGGGAUCCGUGUUCCCUGAUGUUUUCCGUGAUCCGACAUUCGAUAGCUUUCCGAGCAUCCUCGACGAUGACUUGAUCCGAUGCACGCUGAUGCCUGAUCACGCGUCGCCUGAUGCAGCGUUUUACCGAGCCUUGGAAAGUGGUUCCGGCAGUCACCAUCAUCCGGACGGAGCCGCGGCAAAUGACGUGAAUUAUAUCGAGACGAUGGAUGGUUACAGUCCUGGCGGUUCCAAGAGAGAUUUGGAUCUGGUGGAGAUGUUGACGCUGCAGUUCUCUUCUCAGAGUAGCAGCGGCAACAGUGCUACUGCGUUACUGAGCGCUAACCGAUCAUAA
Molecule: messenger RNA, 1059 nt
Organism: Zingiber officinale
Lineage: Eukaryota; Viridiplantae; Streptophyta; Magnoliopsida; Zingiberales; Zingiberaceae
Product: transcription factor MYB30-like
Exons: 3
Coding region: 1-1059 (352 amino acids)
Biological process (GO): regulation of DNA-templated transcription
Cellular component (GO): nucleus
Molecular function (GO): RNA polymerase II cis-regulatory region sequence-specific DNA binding; DNA-binding transcription factor activity, RNA polymerase II-specific
Source: RefSeq, a predicted model, not a curated record